Messenger RNA from Fusarium sp. VM40, 1512 nucleotides. NCBI's taxonomy places the organism in Eukaryota, Fungi, Ascomycota, Sordariomycetes, Hypocreales, Nectriaceae. The record is from the annotation of a GenBank genome assembly.
AUGCCUUCGACACGGCCCAACGCGCAGUCGCCAAUCCUCGAUGCCGAUGGUGUCCUCGACAACAUCGACACCAUCCGCAUCCCCGAACCACACGGCACCUAUCUCCAAACUCGCGGCGCCCGCGCAGCUCGUCGAAUCUACAAAGCCAUGGGCGUCUGGCCCUGGGACAUCGUCCCUGAAGCGCCCCCCAAGAUGUGGGCCAUCAACCUGCUUGAGGAUCUAGCCCUCGUCGCAGACCAUGUCGCCAGAAAUCCCGGCGACACUCUACAGGAUCUCCAAUCAGAACUUCGCAAGUCUCUUGCGCGCGAUCGCAAACCUUCGUAUGCUGGGAAGUUGAUGGCACAGGACGUUCAUGCGGCCAAAAAGCGAUUUGUGCGGACCAUGCCUCAAUCGCCAGAUGCACAAGACGAUACCGGUGAUGAUAUCGGCACCGUUGAGAGGCGCUCUGGGCGGCGGCGGAGAACAGCAAACUAUAGCGCGCCAGAUUCCCCAAUUGAUCCAUCGCGAUCGCACCGACAUACUUCCUCAGAGGAGAGUGAGGAGCUCAUGGCCUCGUCUAUCACCGUCGCCUCAGAGUUUCCCCCAUCUCCCCCUGUACCUCGCAGUGUCAAGCAUUUAAAACGACCAGCUUCAACGAUACCCACACCAAUAGAAAAACGAAUCCGCCAUAGUUCACCAGAAGGAUCGCGUCUCUCUGCCGCGCAGAGUCUAAUGAUGUUUAGCUCUCCAAUGGCUACGUUCCAAAUGGCUACAUCUUUCGGCCCUAAUGCAACAGCCAGCGCCACUCGCUCACUCGAGCCAAAUAACCUCCAAGAAGCGUUACAACCCGCCACAAACGCUUUUGUUACGGCCAUUGACGAUCACGUCCGAACGAUACGUGCUUCGCUCGCCAUAGCGCAGCAGGAAAUAUUUCCCCAUAGAACGGUGCAUCAAGAAGCGAUGAGUAAACUCCGUGCCGCGCAAGAUCGUGUCCAAGCAAUCCACGACGACAUAGCCGAGUCGCAAGAGAAACUACGACAGCUUAUCGCAGAGACCGCCGCAGAAGACGCCCUAGCGCCACAGCUCCACGCGCUCCAGGAAAAUAACAUGUCUCUGCCGCCUGAAAUAGCCCAAGCAAUACGCAGCUACGACACGCGCCGAGCAGCCAAGAGCGAAGAAAUAAAGAACCAGGAAACGGCCAUCAGCGCCAAAGGAGAAGAGCUAAAGAGGGCGACCUCGGACCUCGAGGUCGCCGAGAAGAACUCGGGCGACGUGGAGUCCGACAUCAGAGACCUCCAGGUUGCCGUGACGCGCGGGACAGAAGCAGCCCGGUUCGCCAGCAUGUUCAGCGUGAUGGUGCAGCUGGGCCCGGAGGGGCUUGCGAACAUUGAACAGAUAUACCCAGAGAUAGGCUCGCUGCUUGAAUCGCUGCUGGCGUCGAGGAAGAACCCGUCGCAGCGGGGCCAGAGUCAGAAUCACCAUAUGCAUAAUGUCGUGGACGGAGAAGAGACUAAUGGAUUGUCGGGAGUUUAA